AUGAACGACGAGAAGUUCAUCUCUAGUAGCUCUGCUGGAGGUGCAGAAGCUGUAGUGAAGAUGAACACCGACGAUGGCAGAAGUACAACCGCAUCCACCUCCUCCACCUCUUCUUUCUACGUCGACGGGCUUGUGAAUGCCGCGGCCGCUUCGGUGAAGGGGUUGUUCCUCGUCCGGAGAUAUCAAAUGCAAAAAUGUCUGGGUCUGGAAGAUUGCAAGGUUUGUCAUGCAUAUUCUGCAUGGCCCAUGAUGCUUGUCGUGCAUGACUUAGCAUCACAGUUUUUUGGAAGGCUUCCUGAUGCCUGUUCCGCAUGACAAAUGCCCUCUCCGCGUAGCACAAUCUGGGCUCCUCUUGCUGGUCAUGCAACACAGAUUUUUUUAGAAUCCAAAGACAGCAUGACAAGUUUGGAUCCUUCCAGACCCAGACAUUUUUGCAUUUGAUAGGAGGUUCCCACUGGUGAAACCGCCAUCGGAGCUCGCUACUGUGAGGAAAAAUCCCCCCUCCCCAUAUCGAAAAUGGAUUUUGUGUUGCUGUAUUUGAGUACACAAAUCGACUUGUAUUGCUACAAGGCCAAGAGGCGCAGUUGCUCCCUCGUUUGUAGACAAUUUGUCAUGCUGUUUCCCGUUUCCAAUUGCUUCCUGUCAUGCUGAAGACGCUAGGCUUUCCUACGUCAGCGAGCACUACAGAACGCAUCUCUUCCCUUCUAGCAUGACAAAAGGAUUUGUGGUCACAAAUCAUGCUACACAAAUCUCCGGUUUAGUAUGGGGAGGGGGGAUUUUUCCCUUUGAUACUCGCGGAACUUUGUUCUCCCUACGUCGACGGGCUUGUGAAUGCCGCGGCCGCUUCGGUGAAUCUGAUUCCCCCGUGCGACGAGGGAGCUAGUUACAUGACGGAGCAUAAUUACGGAACCACAACAGUGACUAGAACCACGGGUUCUUUUGCAGCUUCGCAAAAUCUUCUAAAUCAACAGCAGUACAACAAUAGCAAAAAUUCCAACCAAGAAAACGACUUCCAACUGCACCGCAACGCCGCGAGACACUGUAAGACCGCCUUUAAUAACGGAGGUGUGGCCGCCUCCGCAAGUGGUGACGGCGCUGUUGUUCCAUCAUCGCAGCGCGAAACUGAAGAUGAUGUUGGUGGUGCAACAAACCUCAAAAACAACAACAAAAUUCUAGAAUCCCACUCCACCCGCAUGAUUGAAUUUCACUGCUCCCAUAUGCAAGAAAAAAACUCAUGUAAGUGUAAGUCUGUGAUGCAGAAAGUGCAAAGUUGUUGCUGACGUGGAGGUGAGUUGCUGACCCGAAUGCCGUGGAGGUGAGUUGUUGCUGACAAAAAAAAGCUUUAGCGCACUCGACUGAACCUGUGAAUAAAACAUCCAACCUCAU
Amoebophrya sp. A120 is the source of this 1386-nucleotide messenger RNA. The record is from the annotation of a GenBank genome assembly. NCBI's taxonomy places the organism in Eukaryota, Dinophyceae, Syndiniales, Amoebophryaceae.